AUGCCAUUACAAGAAGAUGAUUUCGUGGUUAAGGCCCAUGACGCCUUUGACGAACACAAAUUAGAGCGCAGCUCUACCACAAACACCGACAGAAGAUCAACCGUGUCUUCCAGAUUGCCACCUAACGAGAAAUUCCCAAACGUCGAUGAGAAGAAAGUGCUUAGUAAAAUGGACUGGCACAUUCUUCCUUUCGUUUCUAUUCUUUACUUGUUGGCCUAUCUUGACAGAGGUAAUGUUGGAAAUGCCAAAGUUGAAGGUUUAGCUGAUGAUUUGAAUUUGAAAGGCAAUGAAUACAACAUUUGUCUUACAAUCUUUUUCAUUAGUUACGCGACAUUCGAAGUCCCUUCCAAUGUGAUCCUCAAACUUACCAAGCCUUCCUUAUAUAUCCCAAUUAUCAUGAUUUGCUGGGGGUUGGUCAUGACUUUAAUGGGAAUUGUGCAAAAUUAUAUGGGUCUAUUUUGGGCUCGUUUCUUCCUAGGGGUUGCUGAGGCCGGCCUUUUCCCUGCAGUGGCCUACAAUUUAACUUCUUGGUAUUGCCGUCAUGAAUAUCAAUUACGGGUUUCCUUAUUCUAUUCUGCUGCCAGUAUUGCCGGGGCGUUUUCCGGCAUUUUGGCUUUUGGGAUUUCCAAGAUGGAUGGGGUUGGUGGUCUUGAAGGCUGGCGCUGGAUUUUCAUCCUUGAAGGAAUCUUAACGGUUGUGGUGGCAUUUUUUGCCUUCUAUUUCAUCCACAAUUAUCCCGAUACCGCAAGCUUUCUCACUGAAGAAGAACGUCAAUUUGUCUUAUAUAGACUAGCCCAUGAUAACAACUCCGACACUCUAGAAGGUAUGGAAGAUCACAACUCAAGUUUCUUCGAGGCCGAAGUUAAACAGCAAGGUUGGAAAUAUUUCAAGCAAGCUCUUUUUGAUUGGCAAAUCUAUGGCCACGUUCUUAUUUAUUAUAGUAUCGUUGCUCCAACUUAUGGUGUUUCCUUAUUCCUUCCAACAAUCAUCUUGAAUUUAGGAUAUACUUCGGCACAUGCUCAAUUGAUGUCUAUUCCAAUUUAUGUUUGUGCCUCUAUUAUUUCGGUUAUCACUGCCUAUUGUGCGGAUCGUGUCGGAAAACGAUCUCCAUUCAUCAUUGGCUGUUUGUUGUUAAUGGUGGUAGGAUUCUCUGUGGCCAUUGGAUCUGACCCAGUUACUAAGCCGGGGGCAAUUUAUGCUGGGGUAUUUAUUCUCACUUCAGGUAUGUACGCCGGAUUCCCAUCGGUUAUUGCGUGGCUUGCAAACAACUUGUCCGGGGAUUACAAGAGAGCCAUCGGAAUGGCAAUGCAAAUUGGUCUUGGUAACCUUGGUGGGGCGUUUGGUUCCAAUAUCUACAGAGCCAAAGACAAACCUCAUUUUAUUUUGGGACAUGCAGUUGCUUUGGGUUUCGUAGGGUUGGGGCUUAUUUCCACCACCAUCAUGGCUACUACUUACUAUUUCAUCAAUAGAAAGAGAGAAAGAGAUAUAAUCGAAGGAAAGUACAAACAUUAUUCUGGCAAGCAAUUGGCAGAAAUGGGAGACAAAAAUCCGUACUUCAGAUAUCGUAUUUAA
Molecule: messenger RNA, 1572 nt
Organism: Saccharomycopsis crataegensis
Lineage: Eukaryota; Fungi; Ascomycota; Saccharomycetes; Ascoideales; Saccharomycopsidaceae
Product: Tna1 protein
Exons: 3
Coding region: 1-1572 (523 amino acids)
Biological process (GO): transmembrane transport
Cellular component (GO): membrane
Molecular function (GO): transmembrane transporter activity
Source: RefSeq, a predicted model, not a curated record